GGAAGGAGGCGCCGCCGUGGCCGUGGCCGCCGUGCUCCGGAGCGACAAGCCAUGAGCGGCGGCCCCUCGGGCGACCCCGUUGUCGCUGGCCGCCGCUGAGCUCGACCCGGAGGCAGCUCACCGCUCCCCAGCACCUUCUCCAGCCGGCAGCCCCGCGCUCGGAGAAACAUGAUUCCAGUGACAGAAUUCCGGCAGUUCUCUGAGCAGCAGCCUGCCUUCCGGGUGCUGAAGCCAUGGUGGGAUGUGUUUACCGACUACCUCUCGGUGGCCAUGCUGAUGAUUGGUGUGUUUGGAUGUACUUUACAGGUCAUGCAAGACAAGAUAAUCUGCCUUCCGAAAAGAGUGCAGCCUGCUCAGAACCAGUCUUCCGUUUCGAAUGUCUCUCAGGCAGUUGCCAGUACCACCCCACUGCCUCCACCUAAACCAUCUCAUACCAACCCUGUCACUGUGGAAAUGAAAGGACUGAAGACAGACUUGGACCUUCAGCAGUACAGCUUCAUAAACCAGAUGUGUUACGAGCGAGCCCUCCACUGGUAUGCCAAGUAUUUCCCUUACCUUGUCCUAAUCCACACCCUGAUCUUCAUGCUCUGUAGUAACUUUUGGUUCAAAUUCCCUGGCUCCAGCUCCAAAAUAGAACAUUUUAUCUCCAUCCUGGGGAAGUGUUUUGACUCUCCCUGGACAACACGGGCUUUAUCUGAAGUGUCUGGGGAGGACUCAGAAGAAAAGGACAACAGGAAGAACAACAUGAACAGGUCCAACACCAUCCAGUCUGGUCCAGAAGGCAGCCUGGUCAACUCUCAGUCCUUAAAGUCAAUUCCUGAGAAGUUUGUGGUUGAUAAAUCCACUGCAGGAGCUCUGGAUAAAAAGGAAGGUGAGCAAGCAAAAGCCUUAUUUGAGAAGGUAAAGAAGUUCAGACUGCAUGUGGAAGAAGGUGAUAUACUAUAUGCCAUGUAUGUUCGCCAGACUGUACUUAAGGUUAUCAAAUUCCUAAUCAUCAUUGCAUAUAAUAGUGCUCUGGUUUCCAAAGUCCAGUUUACAGUGGACUGUAAUGUUGACAUUCAGGACAUGACUGGAUAUAAAAAUUUUUCUUGCAAUCAUACCAUGGCACACUUGUUCUCAAAACUCUCCUUUUGCUACCUGUGCUUUGUAAGUAUCUAUGGAUUGACGUGCCUUUAUACCUUAUACUGGCUGUUCUACCGUUCUCUAAAGGAAUAUUCUUUUGAGUAUGUCCGGCAGGAGACUGGAAUUGAUGAUAUUCCAGAUGUGAAAAAUGACUUUGCUUUUAUGCUUCAUAUGAUAGAUCAAUAUGACCCUCUCUAUUCCAAGAGAUUUGCAGUGUUCCUGUCUGAAGUCAGUGAAAACAAAUUAAAGCAGCUGAACUUAAAUAACGAGUGGACUCCUGAUAAACUGAGACAGAAGCUACAGACGAAUGCCCAUAAUCGACUGGAACUGCCUCUUAUCAUGCUCUCUGGCCUUCCAGACACUGUCUUUGAAAUCACAGAGUUGCAGUCUCUAAAACUGGAGAUCAUUAAGAACGUAAUGAUACCAGCCACCGUCGCGCAGCUAGACAAUCUCCAAGAGCUCUCUCUACAUCAGUGCUCUGUCAAAAUCCACAGUGCGGCGCUCUCCUUCCUGAAGGAAAACCUCAAGGUCUUGAGUGUCAAGUUUGACGACAUGAGGGAGCUGCCCCCCUGGAUGUAUGGACUCCGGAAUCUGGAAGAGCUCUAUCUGGUUGGCUCUCUAAGUCAUGAUAUUUCCAAAAAUAUCACCCUUGAAUCUCUGCGGGAUCUCAAAAGCCUUAAAAUUCUCUCUAUCAAAAGCAACGUUUCCAAAAUCCCUCAGGCAGUGGUUGAUGUUUCCAGCCAUCUCCAGAAGAUGUGUAUACACAAUGAUGGUACCAAACUGGUGAUGCUCAACAACUUAAAGAAGAUGACCAACCUGACAGAGCUGGAACUAGUCCACUGUGACCUGGAGCGCAUUCCUCAUGCCGUGUUCAGCCUGCUCAGCCUGCAGGAACUGGACCUGAAGGAAAAUAAUCUGAAAUCUAUAGAAGAAAUUGUUAGCUUUCAGCACUUGAGAAAGCUGACAGUGCUAAAACUGUGGCAUAACAGCAUCACCUAUAUCCCAGAGCAUAUAAAGAAACUCACCAGCCUGGAACGUCUGUCCUUUAGUCACAAUAAAAUAGAAGUGCUGCCUUCCCACCUCUUCCUAUGCAACAAAAUUCGAUACUUGGACUUAUCCUACAAUGACAUUCGAUUUAUCCCACCUGAAAUCGGAGUUCUACAAAGUUUACAGUAUUUUUCCAUCACUUGUAAUAAAGUGGAAAGCCUUCCAGAUGAACUGUACUUCUGCAAGAAACUUAAAACUCUGAAGAUUGGGAAAAACAGCCUAUCAGUACUUUCACCGAAAAUUGGAAAUUUACUAUUUCUUUCCUAUUUGGAUGUUAAAGGCAAUCACUUUGAAAUCCUCCCUCCUGAACUGGGUGACUGUCGGGCUCUGAAGCGAGCUGGGUUAGUUGUGGAAGAUGCUCUGUUUGAAACUCUGCCUUCUGAUGUCCGGGAGCAAAUGAAAACAGAAUAA
This is a messenger RNA of Cynocephalus volans (Philippine flying lemur), 2580 nucleotides long. RefSeq names its product leucine rich repeat containing 8 VRAC subunit C (gene LRRC8C). The record is from RefSeq and is a predicted model, not a curated record. Bases 169 to 2580 code for a protein of 803 amino acids. The transcript has 3 exons. Lineage: Eukaryota; Metazoa; Chordata; Mammalia; Dermoptera; Cynocephalidae. Gene Ontology annotation, molecular function: protein binding.